This is a messenger RNA of Cicer arietinum (chickpea), 654 nucleotides long. RefSeq names its product E3 ubiquitin-protein ligase ATL31-like. NCBI's taxonomy places the organism in Eukaryota, Viridiplantae, Streptophyta, Magnoliopsida, Fabales, Fabaceae. The record is from RefSeq and is a predicted model, not a curated record.
AUGGUUGACUCGACUCCCAUUAUCAUCAUAUUCCUCCUUCACCACCAUUUUACUGCAGAGGCACAGUCACCAUUACAACCAGAGACACGUAUCGGUUCAUCAACACCAAAUUUAUGGGACGUGUCUUCAAUAGGUGUUAUUGUUGGAGCUCUUAUUGCAACACUUCUCUUAUUUUUCCUCUUGUUAAUGUUCCUACGCCGCUUCACAACCUCAACAUCAGAAAACAACACUCUGUCUGAGUCAAAAUGUAAACCUGGCACUGGAAUCACCCCUCAAAUUCUCAAAACAUUUCCGAUUCUUUUGUACUCUUUUAUCUUCAAGAAUCUUAAAGAGUGUCCUCAACAAUGUUCCGUCUGUCUCGGUGAUUUCAACAACAAUGACACACUUCGCGUUCUCCCUCAAUGUAACCAUGUUUUUCACCCUCCUUGUAUUGAUGCUUGGCUUUCUAACCAUGUUACUUGCCCUGUUUGUCGUACCAACCUCAAUAAACUUCAUUCUCUACAUUUUUCUAUUUCCGUUGACACACAAACAGUUGGUGGGCAUGGAAGUGAAAUGAAAGAGGAACACGUAUGUCUUCUUGUACCUUCUGGUCCAUCAGCUAUUGUCUGCAUUGAAAGAGAGAAGGACAAUGAACAAUGCCGUAAGACAACUUAA